This is a messenger RNA of Doryrhamphus excisus (bluestripe pipefish), 1607 nucleotides long. The record is from RefSeq and is a predicted model, not a curated record. NCBI's taxonomy places the organism in Eukaryota, Metazoa, Chordata, Actinopteri, Syngnathiformes, Syngnathidae.
AUUCAUUACAUAAUCAGGAUAACUCGGAUAACUUACAAGAGCUACACUAGUAUGCGCUUACAUAAAUGAGUUAAUGUUUGUUUAAGAAGGUUUGUCUUCAUGCUAACUGUUAGCUACCGCGCCGCUAGCUUACCAGUACUGGAAUCUGAGUACAGGCCCGCUGUAGAGGGUCGACUUGGCAGAUUUGCCGGCCACCUCCUGUUUCAUGUCCACUGACAAGCCGGGAGCGUUGACCUGCUGCGGAUUCGACCUUCCGACGUAAACGUCCCGGAGUGUCAGAGCCGUGAAGAGCAGCAAAGCCCCGACGAGCCCUGCCUGGCUGUACUCCGCCAUCUUGUAUGGCUAUGUUCCAGUUCCGCCUCUAUGCGACGCGGCUUGUCUGCUGAGAAGUGACUGCUGGACGGAGGAGCUAAGGGACGAGAACCCAUAACAGACUGUUUUGUUACCCUCAGAAGCAGUACCAUGUUUUAAUCAAUAUCAUGUUUUAAGAGCAGGUGGUGCCAUCAUGCUGGCUCUGGAGGGGGUUCGCCUCCUACGGCUUCCCGCCAGAACUGCCUGUGGCGCUGCAUUCCUCAGGAAGUCUCUGCCGCCUUCCACUCACUCCGACGGCUCAGCGCGACGCCAACUUUCCUCUGGGGAUGCUGCUUCCGGAUGGUACCAUCAGGUAUCUCACUCGGCCCCUGUUCACCUGGCUGAAGACUUCCUGGUCCACAUGCAGCAGGCCAGCGGUCUGCCGUGGUGGAUCAGCAUCGCUGUCAGCACGCUGUCCAUCAGGACGCUCGUCACGCUGCCGCUCGCCGCCUACCAGCUUCUCAUUAUCGGCAAGGUGGAGGCACUUCAGGUGGAGAUCGCUGAGCUGGCCAAGAGGCUUCGAUACGAAGUGUCCGUGCGAGCGAAGGAAAGAGGCUGGACGGAAAAACAGAGUCGGUUCCAGUUCCGGAAGAAUCUGCGCCGUUUGGUGUCCCAGCUGUACAUCCGGGACAACUGUCACCCGUUCAAAGCCAGCCUGCUGGUCUGGGUCCAGCUGCCCCUGUGGAUCAGCCUGUCCCUGGCACUCCGGAACCUGAGCCUGGAAGAAUCGGCGGUGCGGCCUGAUCUGAUGACGGGGGGCGCUCUGUGGUUUGCCGACCUCACAUCACCUGACUCCACCUGGCUCCUCCCAAUUUCUCUGGGCCUGACCAACCUGCUCAUUGUGGAGAUCUUUUCCCUCCAGAGGUCCAACACCUCUUCUCUUCAGAAGUUUGUGACCAACGCCAUGCGAGGCUUCUCCUUGCUCAUGAUUCCCAUCGCCACCACCGUUCCCUCUUCCAUGGCACUCUACUGGUUCUCCUCCAGCCUGGUGGGACUUUGUCACAAUCUACUCCUUCGUUCCCCUGCCCUCCACAGGCUCCUCAAAGUUCCCACGCAACGCUCCGACACGCCAUACAAGGACCUACUGGCUGCUUUUGUCAGAAAAUAUUGCAAGUAAACAGGAAGUCCAACAAUGCGUGCUAUUGGACUCAAGAGGAUUUGUUGACCCGAGCCAGAACUUCAUUUCCUGUCAACUGCAUCUCUUCCAACAGCAGACAAUAAAAGUCAAGUUUGACCUACACACAUUUCCUGUUUUC